Molecule: messenger RNA, 1452 nt
Organism: Fraxinus pennsylvanica
Lineage: Eukaryota; Viridiplantae; Streptophyta; Magnoliopsida; Lamiales; Oleaceae
Source: the annotation of a GenBank genome assembly
AUGAAGAAGGAGAUGAUUCUGAGGCAACAAGGAUUCAAAGGGAAUUCUUAUACUUUCAGAAGGCUUUUGUUUGGAGAUGCAAAAGAGAAUGCCAAGGUGUAUGAAGAAGCACUUUCAAGAUCUAUAAAUGUUCGUGAUGAAACUCAAGCUGUCCCUCGUAUCGUGCCCUUCAUCCAUAAAACCAUUGAAAAAUAUGGUGACAAAUCAUUUUUUUGGGCCGGACUGAGACCAAAGGUGCUGAUAAUGGAUCCUGAACUGACGAAAACUGUGUUGGUUAAACACACCAGCUUCUUAAGGAAUUUCAGUGUCACUAAUCAUAUAGUGAAAGAACUUAUCACUGGACUUCCUCGUACUGAAGGAGAGGAAUGGUACAAAAGAAGAGUGAUUAUGAACCCUGCUUUUCACGUGGAAAAUUUGAAGCAAAUGAUACCAGUAUUUCAAAAAAGCAGUGAUGAUGUUUUGAAUCAAUGGAAGAAGUUGAUUUCUGAAGAUGGCUCCUGUACUGUAGAUGUGUAUCCUUACUUCGAAUACGCAACAUCAAAAGUUAUUUCUGAAACUUUGUUCGCCAGUGAUUAUUCGAAAGACAAAAGACUCUAUGACCUUAUUAAGGAAAUGGUUACCAUGGCAAGACUAACCACCCGAAUUGCUGAUUUACCAGGAUCAAAGUAUUUACCCACCGAAACAAAUCAAAAGUCAAGAAAAAUCACGAAUGAACAACGGAAAAUAGUUGGAAUGCUCAUUCGUGAAAGAGAGAAGGCAAUAAGGGAAGGCAAAGUUUUGCAGGACAACUUGUUGGAUCUGUUAUUGAAAUCAGAACUCAAACGUGAUUAUGGCGAGGAGGAAAUUCUUGGGCAAGUGAAGUUAUUCUUCUUUGCAGGAUAUGAAACCACAAGAAAUCUUCUUGUUUGGACCUUGGUUUUACUUGGCACUUACCAAGAUUGGCAAGAGCGUGCUAGACAAGAAGCUUUCCGGGUCUUUGAAAAUCGUAAAGCAGAUUAUCAAGGGCUAAACCAACUCAAAGUUUUAUCGAUGAUCAUGAAUGAGGUAUUGAGGUUGUACCCGCCAGUGGUCGAGCUUUCUAGACUUGUAGAAGAAGAGACACAAUUAGGAGAAUACAUCAUACCAGCUGAUACACAACUCAUGGUACCAAUAGUUAUGAUUCAUCGUGAUCCCCGAUACUGGGGUGAAGAUGCAAACGAGUUUAAUCCCAACAGAUUUGCAGAAGGAGUGCCGAAAUCUACCAAAGGACAUCUGAUAUAUUACCCCUUUGGUUGGGGACCCCGUAGUUGCAUUGGCCAGAACUAUGCACUCUUGGAGGCUAAAUUAGUAUUGGUAGACAUUUUGCGCAAUUUCUCGUUUGAGAUUUCUCCUACUUACAGACAUGCUCCAGUUGUGAUGUUCACUCUUGAGCCUCAAUAUGGAGCCCCCCUAAUACUACGCAACCUCGAGUGA